Oldenlandia corymbosa var. corymbosa is the source of this 2511-nucleotide messenger RNA. The record is from the annotation of a GenBank genome assembly. NCBI's taxonomy places the organism in Eukaryota, Viridiplantae, Streptophyta, Magnoliopsida, Gentianales, Rubiaceae.
AUGGCCCGAGCCUUUCAGAGCAAUUACUCCCGCCUAUUAGAAAGAAACCGGCGUUACUGUCAUCCAUCGGCGCUUCCGUUCCCGGUGCUCCGCCACUACUCAUACGACAACCGCCAAAUGGCGAACCGAACCAAUUUUUACAAGAAUCCUUCCCAUUCUUACAAUAAGCAGCUCCAUCUCAAUUCCGUCCUUCAAAAUCUCCAAACUUAUAAUAUCGCAAUAGGAAAUGCUCCUCGGGCUGAUGAGCCGGCAGUACAACACCCCGACGAUGAAAUUAGGCGGCACCGCAAGCGCCGCCGUGUGUGGAAGCCGGCGGCACCGCAGAAGAAUGAGGUUGAAGAAAACGGUGGCCCUAUGUCUCAUCAGGAGUAUAUUGAUAAAAUGAGGGAGGAGUUCAGCAGCGAUCGGCCGUACCAAGAAUUAACUGAAGAUGUUCUGGGAACUUCUACUUCAACCUUGGCUUUGCAACUUGUAGCAGACUAUGACAGUGAUAGUGAUACUGAUUCUUCCGGUGAAACUCAAAAGAAGCAAGAUUCGAAUAGCAAUCCUGUUGUGCCAUUUGAGUUACCUAUGAAUAAAAAGAGUCCUCCGAUAUCAGAUAGAAUAAAGAGGAGAAGUGAGCAAAGACUGCCUCUACCUGGUGAGCCCACUUGUGUAGUAUGUGGAAAGUAUGGGGAAUAUAUUUGUGAUGAGACCGAUGAUGAUAUAUGUAGCAUCGACUGUAAAGAUGAGGUUUUGAAAAACAUUCAAUCAGAUGAGGGUGAUGCGAGCUGCAAAAAUGUUGCUGCUUCCCUCUGUGAAGAAAGUGGUUUGAAUGUUCCUGAUAACAGUCUGGAUCCUUGUAACCUUGCGAAUAAUGGCUGGUCAAAUAUCUUACCUAGUUUCUCUACUUACAAAUGCUUAAAGUGUCAAAGGCCAGGUCAUUUUGCUGAGGAUUGUUUAGUGACAACAUCUGAGUGCCACUCCUCGUCAUUGGGGAACACAUGCAGUGAGGUACCAUAUUUCCCAGUGAAACCCUUACGCAUGUCAAGAAAUCUUCUUGAGUUGUACAAAAGGUGUCAUCAAAUUGGCAAAACCUUUUUGACUGCAAAAUGCAGUGUUUGCCGUGGAUCAACAACAUUGGCUUCAUGUCUAAAGUGUUCCAAUGCAUUCUGUGACAGUGCAGGUCAUCUGAUUGAGCACAUCAGAGCACAUCCCAGUCAUCAAGAAUUUUACUCCUUCAGGCUUAAGCGUUUGGUAAAAUGCUGCAAGCCAACAUGCCAGGUGACUGAGAUCAAGGAUCUUUUAGCUUGUCACUAUUGCUUCAACAAAGCUUUCGACAAAUUCUACGAUAUGUACACUGCAACAUGGAAAGCAGCAGGGCUCUCUAUUAUCUGGGGCUCCAUUUGCUGUGACGAUCACUUUGAAUGCAUCAAGGAAGAAAGAAAAACGAUGGUGUCCAUGAUGGCAGAACCUGCAACAGAGCGAUCAGUCAUGGCAGUAAUAAGGGCUGCGAGGCCAUCCUUUCGGAACGCCAACGACAAGGUUGCUUUCGCCGUCCACGCAACCCUCUUCGCCUCCGGCUUUGUCCUCCGCGCCACCGGUCCGGCCGCCUUUUCUCACAGCGAAACCAAUCCCCCCUCCGGAGUGUACAAGGAGGUCGGAAUUGACCAAUGGAAUCAACUCGACGCGAAUUACGCCUUUGUGUAUUCCAAGUCCGAGGUGUACGCCAACUCCAACAACCUUAUCAGCCUCGAGAAAAUCGUGGUGAAGUGUCUGGCCUUGGAUGGUAUGUUGCACAUCGAUGCCCUAAGGAAAGGAGUGAACCUAAAACCUGAUGUGAUCGCCCGUUUGGACAUCAAGGUCGCGGAUCACGUGCCGCCGGAGGCGAAUAAUGGAGGAAACCCUAAUUACAACAAUAAUGAUAAGAAUAACUAUGGUUCAAUGUUCAAGAACUUGGGGAAGCUAGUAAGAGAUGUUCAUAAUGAAAUUGUGAGCAAGUUUACUGGUGGUCCGCUUGUUAGUACUCUUCUUCCUCCUUUCGGAUCCAAUCCACAUGAUUUCCCUCAUCCGGGUUUUCCUCAGCAGGCGUACCCGCUUUCGGCUUUGCUUGUAAAUGAGGCUAAAUUGUUAGGAGGCCUUGGAGAAGAAAUUCAGGGUAUUGUUGAUGAGCUUGGCCAGAUGAAAGCCUUCUUGAUGUUUGCAGAAGGUAGAGAAGAAGAAGAUCCUAGGCUUCAAGAAUGGAUAUUUCAAGUGCAGGAUGUUGCUUAUGACAUUCAAGAUGUUGUGGAUGAAUUUAUGAUGUAUUUUGGUCGCAUUGAUCGGCAUGGAUUUUUGUCAGAAAUUCAGGAUCACAAGUGUCGAAAUAGGCACACAGUUGGAGCAAAUUCCAGAAGCAGUUUUCAGGUUAUAUCAUCUGAAAACUCUGAGUCUCAGACGCACAAGAGUAGAAGUUAUUCCAAAGUCCAUUGGUUCUUUGAAGAAUGUAGAGUAUUUGGAUCUAUCAUACACUUUUGUCCGGGAGUUACCUGA